Molecule: messenger RNA, 2293 nt
Organism: Brassica napus (rape)
Lineage: Eukaryota; Viridiplantae; Streptophyta; Magnoliopsida; Brassicales; Brassicaceae
Exons: 4
Coding region: 444-2039 (531 amino acids)
Molecular function (GO): protein binding
Source: RefSeq, a predicted model, not a curated record
AUUAAGGCUAAUAACAUUGAAAAGACACACUAAUGUCAAACAUGAAAAUAUAUGAAACUAUAACAUAAUAAGUAUAAAACACAUAUGAUUAUGAAAAACAGACAACCGCGCGCCGCGCGGGUGCUAGUUUCACAUUGAGGAGAGAGACAAACCUUAUCGUCUUCUUCGUCUUCUUCCUGUCUCUCCCAACUACACACCAUAAGCCUUGAUCAUCCUGUCAGAUUAGUGCAAAAGAGUAUUGUUUAUGUUCAGAACGAGGAAGAGGGUUUUUGUUUGAGUCAAGGGAGAGUUGGGAUUCAAGACGAACGGUUUUUUGAUGGUAUGAAUUGUUGACGAGUCUCAUCUUCAAGAUGGACAGCAAUGGUUUACCCGUGGAUGCUAUCAACAGUGGCAAGUUCACUGAUGUUGCAUCGGUCCAAGUUUGAAGCGGAGGUUGCUGCUAUAUGUAUAUGGAUGUUACUAAGGUUGAAGCAUACCUCGACCGCUACGAAGAGGAAAUUCCACAUCAGAUUUCUGGAUGCAACAGUGUCCAAGACAUGAUUGACGUUAUGCCUUUGGUCUCUCUCGUCACCAGUCGCUAUGAACUAGCGAGAAUCAAGACGGGAUGGAAGGACAUUGAUGUGGAGAAUAGACUAAGGAAGUUGGACUCGGUUGGAACUGAUUUGAUAGAAUGGGCAGCAACACAUAUGAAUCCAAUGUCUCUCGUGAUGAUCUUCUUCAACCACGGGAUUGUUUCUGUCAACACAAUUGCCUCUACCCGCAAUGUAAGGAGAGUUCAUGCUUUAGCACUCACAACAGGAAUGCUUGAAGAUGAAUGGAAUCGAUCAAGGAUGAUACCAUUGUAUCUACAGUCAGCUAAAUCUUCUCUGGAAGUUGAACAUUUGGCUUCUGUAAAAGAUUUUUGUGAAGCUAUCUCUACAGUCAACCAUCUCGUUUCUCUCUACCGACAAAGUGCUGCUGAAACCGGAUGGAAAGACCGUUUUCUGGAGAAGAAUCUAGAGAAGAUGACUGUGAUUGUGAAUGAUCUAGAAGACUGGGUAGCAUCUAAGAAUCCAAACUCACUGGUUAUGAUUUAUCUCAAGCACGGGAUUGUUGGUUCUGUCAACACAAUUUCCAUUCCCAACAAAGUAAAAAGAGUUCAUGCUUUAGCACUCAAAACAGGAAUGCUUGAAGAUGAAUGGAAUCGAUCAAGGUUGAUGGGAUUAUACUUACAGGCAUCAACAUGUACUCUGGUUGACUGCGAGAGACUAUUCCAUGGUGCAGAAAAGAAGGGAUUGCUUCUCUUCAACCAGAUGCUGACUGUCUAUUCGAGGCAUGAUCCUGACAAGGCUAAGAGACUGUUCGAUGAGCUGAUCGGAACUUGUCCUCCUGAUGGUGCUACAUACAUGGGCCUUUUACAUGCAUUAAGCGUUGGAGGUGAACCUUGGGAAGCGAUUAAGGUCAUUCAGCAAAUGGAGAGUCGUGGGGUUCAACCUGACCCUCGACACUAUGGAGUUGCAGUUGACAGUUUUGCUCGGACGAGGACACCAGAUUUCAUCAAGGCAGCUAUCGAUAUUCUCAAAUACUUUCCAUCUGCAGAGCAUGAAGUGACAAUCAACAGCAUUCUCAGCCGUUGUGUCCCUCCUUCUGGUGUGAAGCCUGUUUCUGCAAAAGAUGAGUUGGAACUUAAGGAAACCAUGAAACAAGCUCAGUUGGAUCUUGAGGAAAUCAUCAAACAAGCUCUGGUUGAGGGGUUGGAUCUUGGGAAAGUCAUCAAACGAGCUCUGGAUCAGGGGUUGGAUCUUCAGCGAACCCUCAAACAAGCUCUCAGUGAGUUAUAUCAUCCGGAAACCAUCAAACGUUUUCAGGAUGUGUUGGAUCUCACGAAGACCAUCAGAGAUGCUCAGGUUGUAUUGGAUCUUCUAGAAACUAUCAGACAUGCGCAGGAUUUGGUGGACUAUCUGGAGAAGAAGGAGUCCAAGUAUGCUGUUCAGGACAAGACUCAUUGGAGGCUCGCAAGGUGGGGGUUGAAGUGGCCCAGGCGUGUUACCAAGAACUAGGAGCAGGUGAAUCGGAUAUGACGUGGAAGAUGAAGAAGUAAGCAAGGAAGGAAGGAAAGAAGGAAGAUCUGUCUUGUUUUAUCUGUUUGCUUUUGGAGAAACCCUUAUUAUCUAUCCGUCUGUCUGCCUUUGGGAGGAUUCAUAACAUUGAAACCCUUAUUAUCUAUCUGUCUGUGUGUAUAUAUUUGGUUUUCAUGUGUUGUGUGAUUGAUUCCCUAUCCCUUCGGGACAGUUUCUUCCCGUUUCUGAUGCUC